Molecule: messenger RNA, 2418 nt
Organism: Jatropha curcas
Lineage: Eukaryota; Viridiplantae; Streptophyta; Magnoliopsida; Malpighiales; Euphorbiaceae
Gene: TTG2
Product: WRKY family transcription factor family protein
Biological process (GO): regulation of DNA-templated transcription
Molecular function (GO): sequence-specific DNA binding; DNA-binding transcription factor activity
Source: RefSeq, a predicted model, not a curated record
CUUUCUUUCUUUAUGGACCAAUAAUCUCAACUUCUCCUUCUUAUUGCCCAAAUCCAACUCCAUUUUAUUAUUAUUUUUUUCCUAUUAUAUCAUUUAAUUAUGUUCUUGAAAUUAUUAAACAAUUUUUCUUUAAAAAGAAAAACCAUUUUGUUUGGGAUCUCCUCUUUGUCUUCUUUCUGCAAAUUUUCUUGGCUUAGGUGCUCAAGCUCUUAACUUUCUAGGAACUAGAACCACCCCGUCUUUCUUUCUGAUCUUUUAAUGCAUAAAUAUUUUAAAAAAAUGAUUUUUCAAGUAACCUAAGAACUUGAAAACUCAGUCAAUAAUAUCUUUAAACUCAUUUUUAUCAACUGUAAAGAAAAAAGAAAAAAGAAAUAAAGAAGAGAAAAUCAUCAAUCUUUACAUCAGAGUAAUGGAAACCUUGUAGUAGUAUAUUCAUCUCUGUGUCUUCAAAGUCCAAGGCUUAUUUUCAAUGUUAUAUUAAUUGAUAUAUAGCUAGUAAAUGAGAUCUUCUGCAACCUAAGCUUCUUACUUAAUUGACAUUUUGGUUUGAACUUGUAAUAUUCAACCUUGUACUGUUGGAACCAACUCAAAGAAGAGAAAUUCUCUGAUCAUCCUUCACUGCCAAGUGUUUCCCUCGCUACAGCUCAGUUAGAUGUUAUAGACUGAGAAAUGAGGGGCAUUAAAAUACUUAAAUUGGCACACCAGCGAUAAAAUGUAAUCAACAGAUAUUCUUUCAAAAUGGAAAUCAAGGAAGCAGAGAGGGUAGUUAUAGCAAAACCAGUAGCUUCCAGGCCUACGUGCUCCAAUUUUAGGUCUUUCUCAGAGCUCCUUGCAGGUGCUAUUAAUGUUCCCCCUAAUAUAUGUUCUGAAACCACAGUUCCUGCCAUUAGACCAAAGACAGUAAGAUUCAAGCCAAUGACAAAUCGUGCUCCAGCUGCGUCAGUUUCUUCCCAGGCUGACCUCUCCGGAACAGCAGUUUGUGAUUCACCUGAUAAAGUUUUAAAAUCAGAAAUUAAACCUACUGUCAUAUAUAAACCACAGGCCAAGCUUGUGUCAAAGACAACAGUUUCUCUUUUGGCAAAUAUGGGAAACUUCAAUGCUAGUAGUCAACAACAAACACUACCAUCAGUUGAGGCUCGAGUCCAACAUCCAAACCAAGAAGAGCACAAUUUUACAUCCCAGCUUGCAUCAAAUUUUCUUCAGAAUAUUCCUUCUCAUGCUCCAGCAGAACAGACAACUGAACCUCCAAGGUUAACAUCUCAAAACCAGGAAGAGGAUCCAAAAACCUUAUCUGCUGCAUCUAACGGGGAUCGACCAUCUUAUGAUGGUUAUAAUUGGAGAAAAUAUGGGCAAAAGCAAGUAAAAGGAAGUGAGUAUCCACGAAGUUACUACAAGUGCACACAUCCAAAUUGUCCAGUGAAAAAAAAGGUUGAAAGAUCAUUGGAUGGACAGAUUGCAGAAAUUGUAUACAAAGGUGAACACAAUCAUUCAAAGCCUCAACCUCCUAAACGCAACUCAUCCGGAAUGCAAGGGCUAGGAAUUGUAUCCGAUGGAAAUGGUCAAGAUAAGACCAUCGCGUUAUGGAAUAAUCACCUCAAUGAAAGGAAUGAAAGUUCUGAAGGUAGAGUUGAAAAUCAGAAUGACAUAGGAAUACCUGUUCAUUUAACUUGUCAGGCCAAAGCUCACCCAUCUCAUGAUGCUGCUGGAGCUGGUCCAAUUAAUGCUGGCGCUGUAACUUCUGAUAACUCUUGUGGUCUUAGUGGGGAAUGUGAUGAUGGAGGCAAAGGACUGGAGGGAGAUGAUGAUGAGCCUAAAAGUAAAAGGAGGAAAAAUGAUAAUCAAUCAAAUGAAGCAGGCAUACAUAGGGAAGCUGCACAAGAGCCCCGUCCAGUGGUACAAAAUUCCACAGAAACUGAGAUUGUAGGUGAUGGUUUUCGCUGGCGAAAAUAUGGGCAGAAAGUUGUGAAGGGAAAUCCAUAUCCCAGAAGUUAUUAUAGAUGUACUGGGCUGAAAUGCAACGUUCGCAAGUAUGUAGAGAGAGUAUCAGAUGAUCCGGGAGCUUUUAUUACAACUUACGAGGGGAAACAUAAUCAUGACAUGCCUCUGAGGGGCACAGGUUCAGCAGCAUCUGAAACCAAUUCACAGGCUCCCGCUAGUAGAAGCAAGGCUUGAACUUAAAAAGGUUAUGGAGGCUAGUUAUUUGAAACUUGAUGUCUAUUCUGACCAACAAAAAAGAAUUCACCGGCAGUUGGAGAUAAAUAAUAGUGAGAAGUUGUAAAAUCUGCUUCAUGACUAUGUUCUGCGGAAUUUGCAAUAUCUUUAUCCUGUGAAAUACCAGUAGCAGGAGCUUGAUGGUUAUUGGUGAAGACAAUCAUAUGGGUUCACUGAUUCAGAAUAUUGGCCAUGCUAUUUUCCUCA